AAUUAUCACAAUUAAACACAAAAACAACAUCACUGCUGAAGUACCGACUAAGAAUGCCGCUUUUGCGAACGUACAGAGACGGAGUUCUCUGAUUUUUGGGUAACUGGUAAAUAAAAGUUUGGAAAAGUCGAAGCAGUCGAGAAGGGUUGUUUACGGAUAUAUAGCUGUUCCCGCCGGUUUUAGUUUUAAUUAUUCUCGGGACAAAACGUUGAGUAAUAAAAAAAACAAAGCAUCGUCAAAAUUCUACGAUAUCAUGGACAACCCAUCAAAGUUGGAAGAAUCCGAAACAAAGAAAGAUGAGCCGGUCACUCAAAAUUUGGAUAUAAAGUCGAUGAGUGAUUCCAAAAAUGUCCAAGCUCGAAUCGUUCGUGGAACGAAAAAAAUGCGAAUCGAUUCAACCGAAUCUACUCAAGUAUCAGAACAAAAAAAAGAGACCAAGGAUGAAGACACCGCAGAAGCAAAGAUCGUGCGUUCUCUCAAAAGAUCCUGCGAACUGUGGUCGAUGGAGGACAAAAAUACAUUUUUCAAGGCUAUUAACGAGUUUGGCAAAGAUUUUGAUGCACUGCAGAGUUAUUUUCUCAGCCAGGGAAAAAAGCGAUCGCUAUCAGACAACAUGAUCAAGAAUAAAGAGCAAAUAAGACAUUUUUAUUACAGAACCUGGCUAAAAAUUUCAAAACACCUUAAAUUUUCCGAAGACGUAAAAAAAGCUACGCAGGAAAUUUAUGGACUGAUAAAUUAUGGCGAAUUAAGAAGAAAAUUACCUCGCAUACAUGAAAAGGUGCUCUUGAAAUUGAACGAAUUGAUAUACUGGGGCUCUAUGCAGGUUCGAUUGAGAGGCAAAACAAUGAGAAUCAAGACUCCGAUAUGCAGAGCUCUGAGAAAAUUGAAUCAGCUUGAGGACUGGCAAGAAGAGAUAAAACUACCUCCUCGUGUGACGAUCGAAUUACGACCGGGGAAUAAUAUGACUUGGUGGCAAGUUCAAGCUCACGCAAUGAAUCCACGAGUGCGAACUCUGCUGCCGAUACAGCGACGUCUUUCGAGUUUAUUAAUGUUUUUACAGCAACGAUGGAAGCCAGCGAAAUACAAAACCUUUAUCAACAGCUCGGAGAAUUUGGAUCAAAUUGACACGAAGGACAAUCGACUGCUGCGUGUUUCGCCUCCCGAUGGUUGUAAAAUAGCCUUACCAGUCGUUAAUCUCGGCGAGUAUUUGACCAGCAACAGCGUCAGUUUUAAUUCUCACGAAAAACGACUAGGUCUGAAAAGCUCUCGCCUUGAACUCCUCGGUUCGGUUCAAUAUAUCAAGGGAGUUGGUAAAAAAACAAUCAAAAAGUACAAAGGCGAUAAAAGAUCGUCAACCAGACCGGAAGAUUCGCAGCAACAACCCGGUGACAGUAGCAACAACGAACUCGAUUCACCAGAAAGAAGUGUUAAUGCUACUCCUGAGAGAAAUAUUCAAGCUUCAACCAGCUUAAAUGUCACAGAUCAGUCGCAACCAGAGAUACAAACCUGGUCCGAGCCCAAUAGGUUUCCCGGCAGAGAAACUGUCGAGAGAAUACGAUUAGGAUGGAACAUCGAUGAAGCUAACUCUAUAACAGUUGGCGAUCUUUUUCUCAUGUUCGGUCGAGAAUCAAAAGUCUCGUUAGAAUAUUGGUGGGACACAGGAGGAAUCGACGAAACAGUUGGUACCUCCGGGUCAAAGGCAACGAGAAUUGGGCCUUCUCAAACGCAGGAUGACGGAGCUCUGUGUUUGGCGCUCAGGAAAUUAUUAUCAAUAGCGAAACACAAUUAUGGGACGAGCAAAAUUUACGAUACUGUAUCUGGGAGCAACGAGACGGUGGUGUCGUCGAGGGUUCCUUCUGCCAAAGAAUCGAUUUUCAGGCGACCUCUCAUACCUCAAGUUUAUCAUCAAAUUGGAGCUCAGGACGCUUUCAAAACGCAACUAGAUAACUUCAAAAAUCGUUUUUGCAAACGUGGCCGCACCGUUCGACAGCGAAGUCUCAUUGUCCAAAGGACACUACCUGUAACGACGUUCGAAUUGAAUAAACCGGAGACUCAUAUGAGACAGCCAGAAACUCACAACCGUCAACCGGAGACAAAUGCAUCAGCUCAAGAAGCUCACACGAACAUGGAAAUACAAAUGUCUAUGGAUCCUCAACCUGCCAAUGAUAAUCUCGUUAAUAUCGUGACGACUAAUGAGAACGAAGAAUUCAUAACUGGAACUAUGCAUGUAGAAAAUCCAGAAGCCGCUAAAGCCUCCAAUUCAAUAAUUACAAGCGCUACGCAAAUUCUCAAGGAGGGUGAACAUCAGUGGUUGAAUAGUGAGGUUGCUGAUUUUUCUUUAAGCAGUUUUCUCGGGCAACUGGAAUCUCCGAUAAAAGUUUCACAGUCGAGUCAAGCGAGUGGGAACCCCAACGUCGAGGCUGCACGACCAUCCUCCGACGUUGUGAGCCAAAUGCAAUGUCUAAUGGGCGAGAGCAGCGUGGAUUACAUGGCAAAAUUUGCAAAUCUUGCGUCUCAGAUAGCAUCAGACGAACAAAAAAAAUCAACGAGCUGAGGUGAAAUAAGAAAUAUUUAUGGAUGGAAUGGAAUUGUGUUGAUUUCCCUUGAUGAGCUCACGGCCGGGACUAGUGAAGCAAGAAUCUCUAUCGUUUGAAGGAACAAAAGAUAAGAAUUCAGUAGCAAAAUGGAAAAUAAAGAAUGGCCGCAUGAAUCAAGAUGUGACGAGAAACUUGCUGGACGAAAAAACCACAAAGGCGAGACGGGAUAUUCUAAUCGCAGAAAGUUCGACUUCCAUGGACGCGACGGGAACCCCCCCCCCCUGGAUUAUUGGAAAUAUAUUUUUUAUUCUCGAUGA
Venturia canescens is the source of this 2854-nucleotide messenger RNA. RefSeq names its product cramped chromatin regulator (gene crm). Lineage: Eukaryota; Metazoa; Arthropoda; Insecta; Hymenoptera; Ichneumonidae. Gene Ontology annotation, molecular function: chromatin binding. The transcript is spliced from 12 exons. Bases 254 to 2554 code for a protein of 766 amino acids. Gene Ontology annotation, cellular component: nucleus. Gene Ontology annotation, biological process: pattern specification process. The record is from RefSeq and is a predicted model, not a curated record.